GUGGCGAUUCUCUGGAAUCUGUGAUGACAGCACUCUCGCUUGCUGCCUUCAGUCCUCGUACAGAGACAGACCGACAAACACACACACACACACACACACAAAGCAGGGAAAGACACCGGUGUCGUCCUAACCUGAAUGGUUUUACCUCCUUCACUAUGACCGCCAGUGGAGUAUCAGACACAAACUAAACAGCAGGUAAGGCAAACCUCCACUACCAUUUUCACAUUUUUUGACCGCCAUCGUCCAGAUGUUUAAACAUGCUAAACACAGCAGGACUUGGCUUCCAACUAAGAUACUUCUGGAUAUACCUUGUGACUAGUGCUGGACUGUAGAACGAGUCAUGGAGGCUCUGUCCAUGGUCACGCAGGAGGAACACCCAACCUCGUCCAUGACACCACUUGACAAAAUGACCUUUUUGGUACAGACGGCUGAGAUAGACACAGAUCUGGAUGGACACGAGCCCUUGGGAAGCACGGGAGAUAAUACGGUGUCACAGGAGAAUGAGAUUUGUGGCAAGAAACGGUUCUGCCAAACCGCAGAGACUAAAAGAUGUUCCUCAUUAAACCAAAACACUGGUAAUAUUUAUUCUGCUUCAUCAGGACAAGUCUGUGCUUCACACGAUAGUAGUAUAAAAAUGGGAUCUACUCCAGAUCUUCCUCAGCCAACACGGGAAUACAUCAAUGAAACUGGAACUUCUGUAAUCGAGAAGGCAUUUGAAAUCCAAGAUAGAUUAAAAGUGCUGAGUAAAUCUGAACACUGUCUAAACGGAUGCUACCAACUUAGGUGUCCGUUACCAGAAGACAACCAUAACUCAUUUGCCACAGAUGUUCAACAAGUAGACAGCCAUGAUUUAGAUAUGGUAGCUCCAUCCAAAGACAACACAACCUCCACAUUACCCUGCCCAGACCAAGUUCCAUUACCGGAGAGCCCCAUCACAUCUGCCAACGGCCUUCCGGUUCCUUCUCCAUCCAGUGGAGGGGCUGAACGACCCCGAAUCAUCAAACACAAGCCCAGUUCUAUCACUUUUGCAGAUUAUGCCUCUGCAUUGGGUCUCAACCAAGGGGUUCAUGAGAGCUCUGACUGUGCCGAGUCUUCCUCUGAAGAGGACGAUAAUGAUGACGAUGAUGUCUUUACGGAGGUAACUCUGAUUAAGGAGAUCCUUCCUGGCUGUAGACACAGGAGAGCUGUAAGAAGGAAAGGAACUACCGGAGGAGAAAGAGAACAAUGUAACGGAGAUGGAGAACUGGACUCCGUAGCCAGCUUCAGUACCGCCACUGGCUAUGAAGCAGAAGAGGAGAACAGCAGCAGGGAGGAGUCACCUCUCAUCCUGCUGUCUCCCUGGUCUCAAUCCAUGACCCAACUCAUGAAGAAACUGGACCAGCUCAAUAUGGAUAUCGAGGAAGCCCUGAGUGCUAGCUCCUCCCCCUCGGACACACCUUGCACCACCCGGCGACAGCCAAUCAGUGAUAAAGGUUUCCACCAGAGCGCGACGGCUCGGGGGACAGAGGGAAACCAAACCCUGAACAAUAACAGAAUCGCUCGAGGACCAAGCUGGAAGGAAUGCCAUGGACAGGAUAUCUUCUUGCCUAACUCUUCCUCUGUGACCAGGGCACGUCCCAGAAAGACAGAGAUGUCAACGAAGAGAAGGCAUGGUGGAGCAGAGAUUGAAGCGAAGGAAGCGUGUGAGUGGCUCCGGGCUGCAGGAUUCCCGCAGUACGCUCAGCUUUUCGAAGAUUCACAGUUUCCCAUCGACAUUACGCCUGUGAAGAAAGAUCACGACUUCUUGGAUAAAGACCUCGUGGAGCCUUUGUGCAGGCGGCUCAACACGUUAAACAAGUGCGCCUCUAUGAAACUGGAUGUGAAUCUUCCGAAAAAGAAGGGUGAGGACUCGGACUCAGAUGACCUGUUCGCCAUUAGCGACAAAUGGACCUUUGAAUGGAGCAGUCGUCGCUGGUCCCGUCUCCUUGACGAGGCGGGGCCGAGGGAGCCAGGGGAGGAGUCAGUUCUUCGGGCCACCCCCAGCAGCGAGAGUGUCCUGACAGACCUGAGUGAACCUGACGUCUCAUCCUUACACAGUGAAAGCAGCAGUGGAAGCGCGGGAGUCCGAGCUCACAGUGCGGACGACUCGGACUGCUCGCGCUGUGCCUGCUCAGACUCAGGUGCCAUGCCCAAGCUAGGGAUUGCCCAUCAUUCCUCAGACCAUCCUUGCUACUCCUCACUUCCUGUCAAGCAUGGCAAGCUAGCCCGGACACGGGCCAAUGACUUCCUGCGACACAUGGAGACUCUGCGGUCGCGUGAGGCAGCAGAAAAUGGGUGCAGGACUUUGGUGAUCAGCGCACCCAUUCUUCAGGAUGAACCUCAAGCCUUGAAGGCUUUUAAUUGCACGGAGAUUAAUGGCCAUGGUGUAUUGACGUCACACUCGAGCAGUGAAGGUAGCAGCAGCCAAUCCGGUGGCAGCACUGUCAGCACUCCAAGUCUGAAGGAACGCAAAGCCCACCGUGAUGAGUACAAGCGGAGUGGCAUGUACCUGGAUGACCUGGAUGUGUUCUCUGGAAUCGUUCAGGGUAAACGCAAUGAAUUCCGCUCUUACGAAGACCUGGUAGUGCACAUCCCGAAAGACCACAAACCCGGAACCUUUCCGAAGGCUCUAUCAAUUGAAAGUCUUUCACCCACAGCUGCACCUCUUAGCAGGGUUCCUGAACCCCAGCGUCAGCCAACCAUGAAAGAGCACAGACCUGUUACACAGUGUUGCUCCCGCGGUAGCCGCGUCAGCAUCUACGACAACGUACCCGGCUCACACCUCUACGCCAGCACCGGGGACCUUAUCGAUUUGGAAAAAGAGGAUCUGUUUCCACAUUUGGACGAUAUCUUAAAGCAUGUGAAUGGCCUGCAGGAGAUUGUGGAUCACUGGUCCAAGAACGUUUUGCCUACAGGAGAGAGUGCAGAAAAAGCCAAGUUGGAGCAGGAUGGGAAAGGUCAAGGGAACACGCAGUCCACGAGUCACAUCACGCUGGAUUUGGAGGGUCAGUCAGUGCUGGAGGGGCAGGUUACCCCCAGCGAUGGGGACAGGGAUGGCGUUUCUCUUAAUGAAAUUGAAUCUACGGGAAUUAGAGAGAGGAGAGACUCCGGGGUCGGGGCAUCGCUCACCCGGCCAAAUCGUUUGCGAUGGCCGAGUUUCCAGAUCUCCAACCGUCUCAGCCAUUCAGUGGCAUCUCUACAGAUCACCAACCAAUCAGCAGCACAGCUCAGCCUGCUGCAGAAGUUCUCCCUGCUGCGCCUUACCGCCAUCAUGGAGAAGUACUCCAUGUCGAACAAGCAUGGCUGGACCUGGUCAGUGCCAAAGUUCAUGAAGAGGAUGAAGGUUCCUGACUAUAAGGAUAAGAACGUGUUUGGUGUUCCUCUCAUCGUGCACGUCCAGCGUUUUGGUCAGCCGCUACCUCUGGGCCUCCAGCAGGCUCUCCGCUACCUCAGGAGCCAGUGUCUCGACCAGGUGGGUCUUUUCCGCAAGUCCGGGGUCAAAUCUCGCAUCCAGGCUCUCAGGCAGAUGAACGAGAACUCCCCGGAGGACGUGAAUUACGAGGAGCAGUCCGCCUACGACGUAGCUGACAUGGUCAAGCAGUUCUUCAGAGAUCUUCCCGAGCCGCUGCUCACCAGCAAACUGGGAGAAACCUUCCUUCAUAUUUAUCAGUACGUGCCUAAGGACCAGCGGUUGCAGGCGGUCCAGGCAGCCAUCAUGUUGAUGUCCGACGAGAACCGGGAAGUCCUGCAAACCUUGCUGUGCUUCCUCAGUGAUGUCACUUCGUCUGUGCAGGAGAAUCAGAUGACGCCCAUGAAUAUCGCCGUGUGUUUAGCGCCUUCGCUUUUUCACCUCAAUAUUUUGAAGAAGGAGAACCUCUCACCAAGAACCAUGCAGAAGAAAUACGCCACUGGAAGACCUGACCAAAAGGACCUGAAUGAGAACCUGGCUGCCACUCAGGGCUUGGCACAUAUGAUCACAGAGUGCAACCGGUUAUUUGAGAUUCCCCAUGAAAUGGUGACGCAGUCGCGGAACUCGUACGUCGAGGCUGACCUCCAGGCCCCGACGCUGGAGGACUUGUGUAAGCAGCAGCAGCAUGAUGAAGAAGAGGAGGAGGAAGGCUCCUGGCCAGUGCAUUUAGAUUCUCGACUUCAAGUCCUGCUCAAGGAGGCGCGAGACAAAGCCAAGGGCUGGGUGUCCUGCCCAAGCUCUGAUAACACGGAACUUGCAUACAAGAAGGUAGGUGAUGGGAACCCGUUGCGGCGCUGGCGCGUCUCGGUGGAGGUGGAAGCUCCUCCGUCCGUGGUGCUGAACCGCGUUUUGCGAGAGCGCCACCUGUGGGAUGUGGAUCUGCUGCAGUGGAGAGUGUGUGAAGUGCUGGACAAGCAGACCGAGGUCUUCCAAUACGUCCUGAACCGCAUGCCCCCUCACCCCAGCAGGGACUUUGUAGUGCUCAGGUCGUGGAGGACAGAUCUACCUCGGGGCGCGUGCUCUCUCGUGUCUGUCUCCAUCGAGCACGAUGAGUGUCCUCUGGUAGGAGGCGUGAGGGGCGUCGUGCUUGAGUCUGGCUACCUGCUGGAGCCCUGCGGCUCUGGCAAGUCACGGCUCACACACAUCUGCAGAGUGGAUCUAAAGGGCAGGACUCCGGAGUGGUACAACAAGGCGUUUGGUCACCUGUGUGCCGCCGAAGCCGCUCGCAUUCGCAACUCCUUCCAGCCAAUUCAUUCAGAUGGACCAGAGACUAAAAUCUGAGUCCCAUGAUGCCCUCCUGCAUCUCUCUCUCUCUCUCUGAGGGACACCCUGGACCCAGGACACCCUUCAGCCAAUGCUGUGACUCUUAAAUGCCCAAAGUAGGGUGUGUGUGUGUGUG
Molecule: messenger RNA, 4886 nt
Organism: Clarias gariepinus (North African catfish)
Lineage: Eukaryota; Metazoa; Chordata; Actinopteri; Siluriformes; Clariidae
Gene: stard13b
Product: StAR-related lipid transfer (START) domain containing 13b
Exons: 18
Coding region: 341-4768 (1475 amino acids)
Biological process (GO): signal transduction; regulation of Rho protein signal transduction; actin cytoskeleton organization
Molecular function (GO): protein binding; lipid binding; GTPase activator activity
Source: RefSeq, a predicted model, not a curated record